AUGAAUUGCCCCUCGCGCACCGAUGACGAUCUAGAGCAUCCGGGCUGGAACCAGAACCCCCCGACCUUCAGCCCGGACACCACGACCCGCAGUGACUUGAAUGGAAUCGCCAACUCCCGAGUUCAUCGCAAGAGGCCUGGCAACGAUGGUGGUGCAAUAGGCGAUGACACCAUGUCCAUUGACUCUCGCCCGCAAAGUUUGAACGAACCUGAUCUCGCCACCGAGAAGUCCCCGAGCGGCGAGGUGAUCGCGGCCUCGGGGUGCCAACCACCCUCGAUGACCGGCCGAUCACCUCGCCGUCCUUUUAACGACUAUCUUUCAUCAUCCGCUCUUCACUGUGGCCGCAGCCUGGCCAAGUUCGGCCGCUUCAUCGGACCCGGCUUCCUGAUCGCCGUCGCUUACAUCGAUCCGGGAAACUAUGCCACGGACGUUGCGGCCGGUGCGGAGUUCAAGUAUAAACUACUCUUCAUCGUUCUCGUCUCAAACCUAUUUGCCAUCCUCCUACAAUCCCUGUGCAUUAAACUGGGCACUGUGACAGGCCUGAACUUGGCAGAGAACUGUCGUGAACACCUCCCGCGCUGGCUGACUAUCAUCCUGUACAUCUUCGCGGAAGCGGCCAUUAUCGCCACUGAUAUUGCAGAGGUUGUUGGAUCCGCGAUUGCGUUGAAUCUACUUCUGAAGAUUCCACUCCUCUCUCUGAUCAAAGACCAAUCAGUCGGAGAGGUGUUCCGCGGAUAUCUCCCAUCCUCGGCCAUCGUUCAAUCUGAAGGUCUUUAUCAAAGCUGUGGUAUCCUUGGCGCCACGGUUAUGCCCCACUCCCUCUUCCUUGGCAGUGGUGUGGUACAGUCACGCUUGAAGGAAUUCGAUGUCACAGCAGGCUAUGUCGAAUCCACCGUUCCUCUAGGGAGUAGUGAUGGGGAGGUGGAGUACCGCCCUACCCUACAGGCUAUUCGUGGCUGCUUGAAGUACUCAAUUAUUGAGCUGGCACUAUCACUAUUUACAUUCGCUUUGUUCGUGAACAGUGCCAUUCUCAUCGUCGCCGGUGCUUCUCUCUACGAUGUCGCGGGUGGCGCUGAUGCCGAUCUAUUUGGUAUCCACAAGUUACUCUCCUCUUCUAUUUCGCCAGCUGCCGGCCUGGUUUUCGCCCUUGCACUCCUUCUAUCUGGUAUCUCGGCUGGUAUUGUCUGCACGAUGGCUGGCCAGAUGGUUAGUGAAGGCAUGCUAAAGUGGAGUGUUAAACCAUGGGUGCGCAGAAUCAUCACCCGCUCUAUCAGCAUCAUUCCCAGUAUCAUCAUUGCCGCGGCUGUUGGCAGAGAUGGGCUGGACAAGACUCUCACUGCCAGCCAGGUUGUCCUGAGCGUUAUUCUUCCUUUCGUCUCUGCCCCUCUUAUCUGGUUUACUUGCUUUAACCGUUACAUGACUGUGCCCACCGAACGGACCGAGAACGAUGGGGAGGUAUCGGUCGAGCAGGUCUCGAUGCGGAACCACAUUAUUACAUCGGUGAUUGCAGUCCUCGUCUGGCUUAUUAUUGUGGUGAUGAAUGUGGCUCUCCUGGUGUUGGUGGGCAUGGGUAAAGCAUCUUGA
Molecule: messenger RNA, 1584 nt
Organism: Penicillium cosmopolitanum
Lineage: Eukaryota; Fungi; Ascomycota; Eurotiomycetes; Eurotiales; Aspergillaceae
Exons: 4
Coding region: 1-1584 (527 amino acids)
Biological process (GO): iron ion transport; intracellular manganese ion homeostasis
Cellular component (GO): membrane
Molecular function (GO): cadmium ion transmembrane transporter activity; manganese ion transmembrane transporter activity
Source: RefSeq, a predicted model, not a curated record